This is a messenger RNA of Malurus melanocephalus (red-backed fairy wren), 2613 nucleotides long. RefSeq names its product opsin 3 (gene OPN3). NCBI's taxonomy places the organism in Eukaryota, Metazoa, Chordata, Aves, Passeriformes, Maluridae. The record is from RefSeq and is a predicted model, not a curated record. The transcript is spliced from 4 exons. Gene Ontology annotation, molecular function: G protein-coupled receptor activity. Gene Ontology annotation, cellular component: membrane; photoreceptor outer segment. Bases 63 to 1256 code for a protein of 397 amino acids. Gene Ontology annotation, biological process: G protein-coupled receptor signaling pathway; visual perception.
CAUCGGUGUGCGAUGGGGCUGGGAGCGGRCUGGGAGGUUUAGCCCCGCUCCGGCCGGGAGCCAUGCCCUCGGGGAACGACACUAACACCUCCAGCCGCCCGGAUCCCGCGGCGCCCGAGCAGGAGGUGCCGGGCGAGCGGCCCCUCUUCAGCGCCGGCACCUACGAGCUGCUGGCGCUGCUGGUCGCCACCAUCGGCAUGCUGGGCUUGUGCAACAACUUGCUGGUGCUGGUGCUCUACUACAAGUUCAAGCGGCUCCGCACGCCCACCAACCUCUUCCUCGUCAAUAUCAGCCUCAGCGACUUGCUCGUGUCGGUCUUCGGCGUGAGCCUUACCUUCAUGUCUUGCCUGAGGAGCCGCUGGGUAUGGAAUGCCGCCGGCUGCGUCUGGGACGGCUUCAGCAGCAGCCUCUUCGGAAUUGUUUCAAUUAUGACUCUCACUGCUCUUGCCUAUGAACGCUACAUUCGGGUGGUCCAUGCAAAAGUGAUUGACUUCUCUUGGUCUUGGCGGGCUAUCACGUACAUCUGGCUAUACUCACUAGCCUGGACUGGAGCACCUCUUUUGGGCUGGAACAGAUACACACUGGAAAUUCAUGGAUUAGGUUGCUCAGUGGACUGGAAGUCAAAAGACCCCAAUGAUACCUCCUUUGUGCUCCUUUUUUUCCUUGGCUGUCUAGUAGCCCCUGUUGGGAUCAUGGCCUAUUGCUAUGGCCAUAUUCUCUAUGCAGUAAGAAUGCUUCGUUCUGUUGAAGAUUUCCAGACAGUUCAAGUGAUCAAACUUCUAAAAUAUGAAAAGAAGGUGGCUAAAAUGUGUUUCCUGAUGAUUUCCACAUUCCUUAUUUGUUGGAUGCCCUAUGCUGUAGUCUCCCUCUUGAUAACAUAUGGCUAUAGCAACCUUGUGACUCCAACAGUAGCUAUCAUUCCAUCUUUCUUUGCCAAGUCAAGCACUGCUUAUAAUCCAGUCAUCUAUAUCUUCAUGAGUAGAAAGUUUCGACACUGCCUUUUGCAACUCCUGUGCUUUCGCCUGAUGAGAUUCCAGAGGACAAUGAAAGAGACACCAGCAACAGGGAGUGACAAACCAAUACGACCAAUAGUUAUGUCUCAGAAAGCAGGGGACAGGCCAAAGAAGAAAGUGACUUUCAGCUCUUCCUCUAUCAUUUUUAUUAUCACCAGUGAUGACACUGAGCAAAUAGAUGACAGCAGUAAACACAAUGAGACAAAAGUAAAUGUCAUCCAAGUAAAGCCAUUACAGGGAUGAGCUGAAGAGACAUGAGAAUGAGAUGGAUUUCAGCCAGUAGACUGUGGAGGCUGUUUUCAGUGGCAGUGUGUGUGGGCUGCCAAAGGAAACCACAUUCUGAAGCAGUGAAAUGCUAAAGGGAUUCAGCAUCUGAAGCUCUCCAAGCAGUUUACUUUUGAUCACAGUAUGGAAAUCUCUGCUAAAAUUGUUGAUAGAUGUCUUUACUCUGAAUUUUGUUAAAGCAUAUUUGAUGAUUGUCAUUCAGGACUUUUGGUACUUUAAUGUUUUCUGUAUAUUGAGCCUUCACUGAAUAAUUAAAUGGACCUUAUUUAUAUAAUUUUGUUCUUAGUGAAAUAUUUCUUCCCCACCAACUAGGAGAUGGUUUGAUAUCGUUGCUUUUUGGAUACAGCUUGAAGGAGAGGACUAGAAACUGAGAAAACAAUAGUAUUUAAGUUGACCUUUGUAAAGAGCAAGUAUAGAGUUUCUCUUUACAAMCUACCCACUGUUCAGAUUUAUGAAGGUAAUUUUUGAGUAACUAACAAUAACAUUAUGUGAUUUUUCAAUAAUUGAUGUACAAUGUAUUUGCCACUCUGAAAAUUACGUAAACUGUGAAUUUAUGAAAACUAAAUACUGGAAGCUGUGGUAAACUUAGCUACUCCAUGUGAAGAGCAGUGAAAUGAGCUGAAACUUCAUGAAAUGAUUUUCAUUGAAAUCAAGAUCUCAAGAUUUCCUUUCAUGACAUGAAGAAUUUUCAUGUCAUAAAAGAAAAUUAAUUGAGAAAUCAAGGAAUGAAGUKAAAUGAAAAGAMAGGAAAAGAAAUAUAAGGAAAUCUAACUGAAAAAAAAAAAAUCUUAGGAGAAGUUAAACUUUUGAAAUUCAGUGGAAUGAAAUGAAAUGCAGUGAAAUGAGAUGAAACUUUAUGAAAUGAUGCUAAUUCAAAUAAUGAGAUUUUGUUUCUUUUCAUGAAAGCAAGUAUUUUCAUUUUCUGAAAUGAGAAACCCAGGAAUGAGUUUAAAUUAAAAUAAAAGGAAAUAAAAAUGAAUAAAUGGAAAAUACCAAAAGAGAAUCAAAGAAUGAAGUGAAAUGAAUGGCAAGGAAAGAAAAUACGAGAGAACUAAUUUGAAAAAAUGAAAAUUCUGAAGUGAAUUGAAAACAAUAAAAUGGAAUAGAAUGAAUUACAGUGCAGUGAAAUGAGCUGAAACUUCAUAAAAUUAUACUCGUUUAYACCUCAAGAUUUCAUUUCCAUUCCUCAAAUCCAAUGAAAAUUCUUCAUUCUUCAUUUAAUGAAAUUAAAUGAACAUCCUUUAUUCUUGUUGCUGGGACUGAGGUCCCUAGCACCAUGGGUGGUCCAGAYUAGAAAGAUGUAGGAGCGACAAAG